This is a messenger RNA of Mixia osmundae IAM 14324, 408 nucleotides long. RefSeq lists its product as uncharacterized. The transcript has 5 exons. The coding region runs from base 1 to 408 and encodes 135 amino acids. The record is from RefSeq and is a predicted model, not a curated record. Gene Ontology annotation, biological process: mitochondrial respiratory chain complex I assembly; response to oxidative stress. Gene Ontology annotation, cellular component: membrane. NCBI's taxonomy places the organism in Eukaryota, Fungi, Basidiomycota, Mixiomycetes, Mixiales, Mixiaceae.
AUGUCGCUGGCGAGGACGAUCAAGCACUUCAGAGCGGUCGGCUUCAGGGAAUGGUUCCACCAGAUGAUGACCAUCGGAGACGCCAAGAGUGGCAAGCUAGCAGGCAUCGAUCAGUUCGGCAACAAGUACUAUGAGAACACCGAGGACGAAGUGCCGGGAAGGCAUCGAUGGGUGGACUACUCAGCCUAUGACUUCAAUGGCAGCCAAGUGCCCCCAGAGUGGCACUCAUGGCUCAACCACAUCCGUACACUACCGCCAGAUCGCGAUCCCGUCGUCAUUGCUUCACGGCAAGCAUGGCAAACGGAGCAUUUCGAGAACCUGACGGGCACUAGAGGGGCUUACAAGCCAUACAGCUCGACGGGGCCCAAGAUCAUCGCAUGGAAGCCCGAAGUCGCCAAGCGGAAGUAG